CGGUGGCGCAGGCGGGCCGGGCUGCGGUGCGCUUCUUCACGCACCGGCGGGCUGUCCUCAGGACUCUUGUUCUCCCGGGACGGGCAGGCGGAGGGUCGCAGGCUGGGAGCCUCAGCGUAGCACGGCUACCGCUGCCCCGCUGUCCCCGGCCAGUCGUCAGCGGCGUCCCGCGGCGAAGGCGUCGCUCCGUAAUGGAAGAAUCUCAAGAUCUGGUUGUGGAAGAUGCAAAUAUUAAAGCUAUUAAUGAAGAGUAUAAGCAAGCCUUUAUUUUUAUCAAUAGAGGACUGAACACAGAUGAACAGGGUCGGAAGAAAGAGGCAAGAAGUUAUUAUAAGCAAGGGCUUGACCACUUGCUCCGAGGAAUCAACAUUCCAUCGCAGGGUCCCACAUGUGUAGGGUCCCAGUGGGAGUCUGCCAGGCAAAUGCAGCAGAAGAUGAGGGAGACCCUCCGAAAUGUUCAUGCUCGACUUGACAUUCUAGAAGAAAACACCUCACCUGUACAAACAAGUCCUGCUGCAAUGGCUGCCCCUGCUGAGGUGCCCAAGUUGUACCCAUCUAUUCCUUCCAAAGAAGAGCCAGAAAGGCCCCCUGCUCCUACUUCUCUGUUUGUACCAAGCCAGCCACCUGCAGCAGAUGGAAGUGGUGUAACCAUGAGCCAGGGACAAAUUCCAGCUACAAGUCCAUCAUCUGCAAAGCCUCUCUGUCUGCCAAGUGAAGCACCUCCUGCGUACACUCCUCAAGCUACCAAUGGCCAUUUUACUGUGUCUUAUGGCACAGACUCUGGGGAGUUUUCUUCUGUAGGUGAGGACUACUACCAUAAGUGUACUCAGCCACCACCCCUUGAAAACCUGGGAGUGGCUGUAGAUGAGCUGAUCUUGAUUCCCCAAGGAGUACAGAUAUUCUUUGUGACUCCUGAUGGGCAAGUUAGUGCUCCUUCAUAUCCUGGCUAUCUGCGCAUUGUCAAAUUCUUGGAUACGGACAGGGAGGCUGCCCAGAAUCUCCCUUCUGCAUUUCUUCAGGUUUGUGACUGGUUGUAUCCUCUAAUGUGUAACCAGUCUCCUGUUCUGUGCUGCAAUACUGGAGUCUACAUGUUCCCUGACUCCAUGUCCCAGUUACCAGGGUCCUACGUGGGAGUAGUGCUUUCUUCAGAACUUCCAGCAGCUGACAGAGAGCUGUUUGAGGAUCUCUUAAAACAAAUGUCUGACCUUCGAAUACAGUCACAGGUGCCAGGAUCCCUUAGGAGAGUAGGGUUAACUUCAGAGCUCCCAGCAACUGAGAGAGAGCAUUUUGAAGAUAAAUUUAAACAGAUGUCUGGCCACAAAGUCCAGCCUUCAGAAGCCUCCAGUGAUGCAGUUAACUUGCCUCAGACUGUACAUAUCCAACCUCAACCUGAAGGAGAAGAAAAACAGAAAGAGCUGCCAGAAUGGAGUGAGAAAGUUUCCCACGCAAUUUUGUCAGGUGCAUCUUGGGUAAGCUGGGGCCUAGUAAAAGGAGCAGAAUAUACCGGUAAAGCUAUCCACAAGGGAGCUUCUAAACUGCGAGAACACAUUCAACCAGAAGAAAAGCCUCUGGAAGUCAACCCAACUGUAGCAAAGGGACUUCAUGUAGCAAAACAGGCUACUGGAGGAGCUGUGAAAGUCAGCCAGUUCCUAGUUGAAGGAGUGUGCUCUAUAGCAAACUGUGUUGGAAAGGAACUGGCUCCCCAUGUGAAGAAGCAUGGCAGCAAAUUAGUUCCAGAAUCUCUUAAGAAAGAUAAAGAUGGCAAAUCUACUUUUGAUGGUGCUCUGGUGGUAGCAGCAAGUGGAGUUCAAGGGUUAUCAGCAGUGUGGCAAGGUUUAGAAAGUGCAGCGAAGUGCAUUGUUAAAAGUGUUUCAACUGAGACUGUAAAAACAGUCAAAUACAAGUAUGGAGAUGAUGCUGGCCAUGCUACAGACAACGCUAUGAAUUCUGCAAUCAAUAUUGGUGCGACAGCAUUUAAUAUCGACAAUCUUGGUAUCAAAGCUGUUGUAAAGAGAACUGCAAAGCAAACCAGCCAUGCUGUCUUAGAUGAAUAUAAAGUACUGGAUAAUGAGAAGAAGGAUAAAAAGUAAAAGCAAUUAAAUACUUUUCAAAGCCUUACAUUAGAUUUUCCUGUUUAGAAAUAACUACAUUGCUAAUCUGCAAUUUGACACAAAUGACACUGUACUCUUCAAGUAACUAUUAUUUAGACAUGUAAAAAUGUAAAAGAAGGAAAGGCAUCUGUAGCAGGAAAAAUGAAAGUUGUCUUAACUCCUUGUUCCGUAUUGAACAAGGGUCCUGAACAACUGGAUCGGAGAUUUAGACAACUGGAAGAGGAUGAGUUUGCAGUUAAUAAACUGUAAGCACACUUUCAAAAUAUAAUAUGGAGAAAUAGAUUUACUAUAGAUAUACUAUUAUAAAUAUUUUUGUAAUUCUUUAUAAAGAAAGUGGCGAUACAGGACAGAUACUAUUUUGAAUUCUGAAACAAGUAGGAUUACCAGUUCUGAUGUUUAACUAUAUAAAGAGUUUUGCUGAAACAGCCUUGUCGUAUUUAAUAUGCACUCCUAAAAUAAGAUUUGUGGUUUGUUGUUUUGGUUUUUUGUUGUUGAGAAUUUCCCUUUUCAGUUACCAAACAGCUAAUCUUAUCCAAAGCUCAUGUUAGAAGAUAUGAAAGAUGAACCUUGGGUAACUAGGUAUUUAUUCCCUUUAACUGUUUGGGUUUUUUUUUUUCCAUCUAGGAUAUAAAACCAAAGAAAUCAAGUGUUUCUUCUAAAAGAGGGUAUUUACAGCUGUGGAAAAAAUAUAUUGUCCUAUUGACUCUAAGGAAUAUAGAAAGAUUCUUUAAAAUUGAGGAUUUUUUAUGUGGAGGGGAUAAGUAGGUUUUUGCAUAAACUAUUUUUCCAUAAAAACAUUCUGUAGAGGAUGCUAGAAACUUCUGUGCAAUCUAUACUUUUCAGCCAAUUCAGAAAGAUUCAGAAUAUAUAUCAUGGCCUCCUAAUGGAGGACAUUAUGUAUUUACUUCACAAAUAGUUACAACAGUUGUCAUCUUUGUUCCAUGAAAUUCACAGUUUCAAGGUGCUCUUUUAAAGGGUGUGAAGACAAGCUCUUUUAAUGAAUAUGUGUGGAAUAGAAUAGAUCCUACUUGUGUAGGCUUUUCAUCCUGUUCCUACUGCAUAGUGAACUAACUCCAUGCAAAGAACCCUUGAGAUUCUUUUACACUGUUACUUCAUAGUUACUGAGUUUUAUGGAAGCUACUCAUUCUGCUAUAGGCUGGACCUGCAUCAGACAGAACACUAUCAAUUCUCAGCUUAUCUCCAUUUCAUGUAAAUGGAGAAAAUAACUACAAAUGGUUGUUAGCAAAUGAUAUUCGCAUCAGAUUGAAAAGAAAUAACAAAUGUCUGUCAGAAUGGUAGAAGCUACUGUAUUUUGUGGAAGCUACUGUAGGUGUGUACUUGGGGGUGAGAAAUGUGAAACAAAGGAUCUAACCACUUGAAGUGUGAAUUUGAUUUAUGGAAAUAAAG
Molecule: messenger RNA, 3518 nt
Organism: Colius striatus (speckled mousebird)
Lineage: Eukaryota; Metazoa; Chordata; Aves; Coliiformes; Coliidae
Gene: SPART
Product: spartin
Exons: 9
Coding region: 192-2090 (632 amino acids)
Biological process (GO): cell division; negative regulation of BMP signaling pathway
Cellular component (GO): plasma membrane
Source: RefSeq, a predicted model, not a curated record